AAACAGAGCAGUGCUCGACGCCAGCUGGGCGCAAUACUUCCACCAUAGCCAAGUCUCAACGUCCACCUCCGCCCGUCAUCAUUCUCCUGUAGAACAAAUCUCCAUAGAUUAACAACAUUUUCACUCACCCACAUAUUGCCCACUGCAAAUUUUUUUUUUGGCUCUGUUGCAUUCUCCAGAACCCUGUCUCAGGUGGUGAAGAGCUUUUGCUUUGAAUUUUGAAUCUUUUGAUGAUGAGUUCUUGCUGAGGAGGUUCGUUCAGAAACUUGUAUGGUACUCUCCAGAGCCCCGUCUCAGUAGGGCGUGAAAAGCUUUGGUUCUGAUGAUGGGUUCCUGCUGAGGAAGUGGGUAUUGUGCUGUUAUUUUCUGAGUUUGGUAUAAUGGGAAACUGCUGUUUUGGGCGGGAAGCAUCAAUUCACAGGGUCUCUUCGAACGCAAAGUCAGAGUCUCCAAAAGAUCAGAGCCCCUCAGUGAAACAAAGGAAGGAUGACAGUAAAUUGCCUUCAAAUCCUGAAGAAGUAGAGUACCUACGUCGUGAUUCAGCUGCAAAUCCAUUAAUUGUGUUCGCAUAUGAUGAAUUAAAGAUAAUUACAGGAAAUUUUAGGCAAGAUUUUGUGCUGGGUGGAGGAGGAUUUGGAAGUGUUUAUAAAGGAUUCAUUUCCAAGGAUAUAAGGGAAGGGCUUCAGUCUCUUCCAGUAGCUGUUAAAGUUCACGAUGGGGAUAACAGUUUUCAGGGCCACAGAGAAUGGCUGGCCGAAGUCAUAUUCUUGGGGCAGCUUUCUCAUCCAAAUUUGGUGAAACUAAUUGGAUACUGCUGCGAAGAUGACCACCGGGUACUAAUAUAUGAAUAUAUGGCUCGAGGUAGCGUUGAAAAUAAUCUCUUCUCGAGAGUUUUGCUUCCUCUUUCUUGGUCUGUUAGAAUGAAGAUUGCAUUCGGUGCUGCAAAGGGACUUGCCUUUCUCCAUGAAGCUGAGAAACCCGUCAUCUAUCGUGAUUUUAAGACCUCAAAUAUUUUGUUAGACCUGGACUAUAAUGCAAAGCUAGCCGACUUUGGCCUUGCAAAAGAUGGACCAGAAGGCGAUAAAUCUCAUGUAUCUACUCGAAUAAUGGGGACAUAUGGGUAUGCAGCUCCUGAGUAUAUCAUGACAGGCCAUCUUAGUCCUAGAAGCGAUGUUUACAGCUUCGGGGUUGUUCUUCUUGAACUCCUCACGGGAAGAAAAUCUCUAGACAAAUGCAGGCCGGCGCGAGAGCAGCACCUCACGGAUUGGGCUCACCCGUUGCUCCGGGAGAAGAAGAAACUGCUGAACAUUAUCGAUCCAAGACUGGAAGGAGAUUACCCGGGGAAAGGAGUUCACAAGGCAGCAAUGCUGGCUUAUCACUGUCUCAACCGUAACCCAAAAGCAAGGCCUCUGAUGCGAGAUAUCGUAGAUUCUCUGGAGCCUCUUCAAGUACCUGCGACCGAGGUUUUAACUGAAAAAACUACCGUGACGUUGAUUAGUGAGGUCUCGGAUACAGAGGUUCAAAGAAAGGAGACACAUUGCAAGUGACGCGGGUCUCCAGUUUUAAUGGAGAGUUUUUGUAUGAAAAAAGAGUUCUUUAAAACUUAAAACAUGUUUAUGACAUUGCCUUGCUAUCCAGAGCACGUUACACACAUCAUCUUAUUGUAUCACGUUGAUUAAUCAGCUAGAGUUCCACAGAUGAUCAGCUUUGUAAUAUUAAUUGGUUUGGAGAAAUGGGUUAAUGUAGUGUUACACAAUGAUUUUGUAAAUUAAAUAUAAUGAACCAAUUCAAGCAA
This is a messenger RNA of Malania oleifera, 1795 nucleotides long. RefSeq names its product probable serine/threonine-protein kinase PBL16. The transcript has 8 exons. Gene Ontology annotation, biological process: protein phosphorylation. Gene Ontology annotation, molecular function: ATP binding; protein kinase activity. NCBI's taxonomy places the organism in Eukaryota, Viridiplantae, Streptophyta, Magnoliopsida, Santalales, Ximeniaceae. The coding region runs from base 381 to 1547 and encodes 388 amino acids. The record is from RefSeq and is a predicted model, not a curated record.